CUGAGGACUUCUGUUAAAGACCUCGACUGUUCCCGCUAUGCAUCCUUGUUGGAAAUGGGAAAGCUCCAAUAUGCUGCGCUUGUGGGGACAGCAGCGUUCUUGAUAGUGACACUAGUGUGGAUGAGAAGAUAUCAGUCUACCAUGCUGUCACGCACACCCAUUGGAUACGUGGAACCGCAAGCACUUCGGCUAAAUAACACACUGAGUGUUUUUCCCUACCCGACUCUCACGAAAGAGUGUUUCUUAUACGAUAAAUUAUCUGUAGAGAAUAUAUGCUGUCAGAUGCACGACUUCCACAAGUUACCCGAUAUUUUGCAAUGCGCUGAAGAUACUUCUAAAUACUUACAUGCCAGGCAAAGUAAGAACGUGACAAAGCGGAUCCACAAGAAAUCAUCAGGAGGCACAGCAGAAGCCGCCCCAUCGAGCAGUAACCCCAUCGGACAGCAGCCUACCGUCAACUGGGCAUUCAUCGGGGACUCUCACACCCGCUACAUAUUCUGCGCCAUCUACAGCCGGAUGAGGAGCAAAGAUUUUGAGUGUCGUAUUCCAAACUAUAAAGGAAAGUGGAAAAGUGUCGAUUAUCUGCUCAACACGCUACCAACAUGUACGUACAAGGGCGGAAAAAUCGAAAUUCGUCAUGUGAAGCUGCCUUUCGUUUUAACCUUCUAUCGAGACGUUUACCUGACGGAGAUAACUAAGCUGGCUGCGAAGUGGGAUGCGAAUGAGCAUCUAAGGCCUACUUUCAUUGUAAUGAAUACAGGCAAUCACUGGAUGCGCCGUCUGGAGUCCAAAUAUGUGAAGAACGGCGUGCAGGCGGCAGGGAAAAUCUUCGAAAAUCACAUGCGAAAGAUAACGCCGGUCCUCAGAAGACUUGCUAACAAAACCACCGUUGUCUUUAAGAUGCAAGAUGAUCUCCAGACUGUGCAUCACAACGUGUCCAAAGUAGUAUCUUUUAGCACCGCAAACAUCCAGCUUUAUAACAACAUCUUCAGGCAGGUCUUGGCAGAUACUGGUGUCUUACUAUGGGACAGCACUUUACCUGUGUCUUUGGCGUACAGCCUGGAGUGCAUGAAAAACCCAAGGCACAUACCUAAAACCCUGUGGUGGAUGUGUAACGACAGAACCCACGUGGGUUACAUCCUGCUACACCAAUACGCUGACAUGGUUCUCAAUGUUGCCUGUAACAAAUACAUGGUUUCGGAACAAAAUGUGUGCCAUCACGAGGAAUCCGUGAACUUGUUACAAUAAGAAUUUACAGUGUGUAUUUAAAUAUUAUUAUUCAUUUGCUUUGUUUACAAAUAACUGAUCUUAAUAAUUCAUAAA
This is a messenger RNA of Penaeus chinensis, 1323 nucleotides long. RefSeq lists its product as uncharacterized. The coding region runs from base 55 to 1248 and encodes 397 amino acids. The record is from RefSeq and is a predicted model, not a curated record. Lineage: Eukaryota; Metazoa; Arthropoda; Malacostraca; Decapoda; Penaeidae. The transcript has 6 exons.